This is a messenger RNA of Neocloeon triangulifer, 1962 nucleotides long. Its product is annotated as annexin B9-like. Gene Ontology annotation, cellular component: cytoplasm. The coding region runs from base 230 to 1609 and encodes 459 amino acids. The record is from RefSeq and is a predicted model, not a curated record. The transcript has 8 exons. Gene Ontology annotation, molecular function: calcium ion binding; calcium-dependent phospholipid binding. Lineage: Eukaryota; Metazoa; Arthropoda; Insecta; Ephemeroptera; Baetidae.
UUUGACACGUCGUCACUAAACGCCUCAAACCUCAAACCUGCCUCAAACAAACAAGAGCCCCGCCACCGCUGUUCGCUGUUAUUUUCAAUUUUCACUUGCCGGCAAGCCUCGCAGCAGGUGCUCGACAUCGCGAUAAGCCUUCUUGAAAAGCGCAAAAAGGCUGGCUUUGAAGAGAAGCAGUCGCUUGACUUCCAUUGCAAAAAGAACUCGCAGUUGAAUAUCUGGAAAAAUGGCCUACCCUGGAUAUCCACCGCAGCAACCAUACCCAAACCCUAAUACUAUGCCACCUUAUCCUUCCCAGGGAGGAUACCCUGGUGGACCACCACCUACGGGUUUUAACCCAAUGUACCCUUCUCAAGGGGUUGGACCUUAUCCUGCUUACCCUUCCGCGGUGCCAGGUUAUCCACCUGCCGGCGCCCCAGGUUACCCUCCGGCGGGAUAUCCUCCAGCAGGCUAUCCUCCGGCAGGCUAUCCUCCGGCGGGCUAUCCUCCGGCGGGUUACCAACAAGCAGGCUAUCCUCCGCCUCAAGGGUAUCCUCCCACUUCCGCUCCUUACCCAGGUGGCACCCCCGCAGCAGAGUACCAACAAGCUCCCGUCUAUGGGGGUGCUGCCCCUCCUCAUGCUGGUGCUGCACCAACUGCUAGAGCAAAGCAGUUUACUCCAACCGUCCGUCCAAAACAGCCAUAUGGCCCAGCUGAUGAAGAGGCUGAUGCCGCUGCCCUGCGAAAGGCCAUGAAGGGGUUCGGAACAGAUGAAAAAGCCAUCAUUGCUGUUUUGGCGAAUCGCUCCAACCAGCAGCGCCAGUUGAUUGCAAGGAAAUUCACUGCUCUUUACGGAAAAGACUUGCUGAAAGAUUUGAAGAGUGAAUUGGGCGGAAAGUUAGAAGAUGUGGUCUUGGCUUGCAUGACCCCUCUGGACCAGUACUUCGCAAAAGAGCUGAACCACGCUAUUUCUGGACUGGGCACUAACGAGGAAACUUUGAUUGAAGUUUUGUGCUCCCUCAACAACGUCUGGAUUCACGCCAUCAAGAAUGCGUAUCAGCAACUAUACAAAAAGUCACUCGAGUCUGACAUUAAGGGUGACACUUCUGGUUGCUUCGGGCGCCUUCUGAUCUCCCUUUGCCAGGGAAUGAGGGACGAAAGCCCUGUUGUUGACCCUGGACGUGUGGCAGCCGACGUUGCGGCUCUUUUCCAAGCUGGCCAGAAAAAAAUUGGCACUGACGAAUCUACCUUUAACGCCAUUCUGUCCAGCCGCAGCCUGUCUCACCUCAGGGAGGUGUUCAGGCAGUACCACCAAACUCACGGGGUGCCCUUUGAAAAGGUCAUCAAGUCAGAGUUCUCUGGAUCCAUCGAGACGGGCCUUUUGGCCAUUGUCAAGUGCAUGACUGACUGCUCCACUUACUUUGCUGAGCGCCUGCAUGACAGCAUGGCGGGAGCAGGAACCAAGGACAGAGCUCUGAUAAGGAUCGUCGUCUCAAGGUCUGAGUGUGAUCUUGGGGACAUCAAAGUUGCUUUCCAACAGAAGUACGGAAAGAGUCUCGAGAGCUUCAUUGAGGGCGAUUGCUCUGGGGACUACAAGAGAAUCCUAAUUGCCUUGGUUACUGCCUAAUAUGGUCUUUUUAUUGAAAUACUAUAUAACCUCCAUACUAAAUUCUUCCAUUUAAAGCUUCUUUGCAUUUAUACAAAAUAAUGAAAUAUCGUAUUAAAAUACGCAUUAGCAAAGAGCAGCAUUUUGACUGUUAUAUUUGAGAAACUGAUUAACUCCUAAAGAUAAAUAUUAAUCCAUGAUUUGUGAAAUCAUCUUUUGAGCUUCCUUGCACUGCGUGUCUUGUUGAUUAAAAAAACAACGAUUUAAUGUUAUCAAAUCAAACAAUUAAAUGUAAAUAUAUUCUUGCUAUAACCAAUCCACAAAAAGGCAUAAUGCAUUAUCAAUUUUUGAAUAAACCAAAUUUUACUCCAGUA